GCUGCUGCCAUUAAUUCAAUUCAGCACGCUUCAGCUUAAAAACUUUCACACUCCUCAUCUACCACCCCAAUUGUAUCCUCUCCACACACGUACUUCAUCAUGUACUCAAGACAGGCCAUCCAGAACGCGCGCUUCGCAGCUCGCUGCGCGAGCCGGCCUGCCGCCCACGUCAAGCCUCAAUUCCGCGCACAGAAGCCUCGCUUCCAGUCAACAGAGUCAGUAGCAUCUGGCAACUCUGGUGCUGGGUCACACGCUGCCAUUGGCGCCCUCAGCGGUGCCGCUGCUGCGGUUACCGUGGGAUACAUCUUCUACAGACAGUCUGGCGCUCGUGACCUCGUAGCAGCUUCCCAGCAGACCAAGAGCUACAUCAACUCUACUACACAGAAGAUUAAGGAGAACACACCCGAGCCUAACGAGGCCCUUGAGUGGCUGCGCAACGCCGCUCAGAGUUACGCUGCCUUCAUCCCUGGCGCUAAGGGGUACGUCGACUCCGCCUUCAACGACCUCGAUGCCGUUCGUGCCAAGCACGGUGACGAGGUAGACUCCAUCGUCAAGGAGGCAUAUGGCGAGCUACGCGAUGUGCUCAAAGGAGGCGACAUCAGCGUCUUCACUGCUCAACAGGCAUGGCAGGUCCUCGUCAAGCAUCUCGGCCGCAUCGCCGACCUGUCUGGUGAUGCUGCCCAGCAGAUCAUGGAUAACCACCCCAAGCUGAAGGAGAAGGUUGGCGGCAACCUAGACACCCUGAAGCAGCUCGGUGACCAGUACGGCCCCGAGGCAAAGAAGGAGGUGGACAGGACAUGGCAGCAGAUCAGCGACAUCAUCAAGACUGGCGUCAGCCCCGCCAAUAUUGAGAAGAUCAAGAGUGUCGUUCAGGAGAAGGUCGAGAAGCUCAAGGAGCUCGGUGAUAAAGCAUGGGACAAAGGCAUGGAGCAGGCCAAGCCCUACCUCGAGAAGAAUCCCCAAAUCAAGAAGCUGGUCGAGGAGAACAAGGAUGCCCUCAAGUCCGGAAAUGUGCAAGAGCUGUACGAGAAGGUCAAGACAGCCGUCGAGAAGGGCGACACUGGCGAUCUGGAGAAGUACGUCAAGGAUGCUGCCGGUCAGGCCAAGGACAAGGCGCAGCAGUCUGGUAUCGAUGUCGAUAGCAUACAGAAGUAUGCUGAGCAGUACAUGAACAAGAUUCCCGGCGGCGACCAGAUCAUGCCCAAACUGCAACAGCUGCAGGAGGCGGCGUCGAAGCACGGCGAUGAGGCACAGAAGAUCUUCAAGGAUGCCGUUUCCGAGGUCACACAGGUGCUGAAGAAGCACGGUGACAAGGCACAGAGCCUGGCCAAGGAGGCUAAGGAAGACACCAAGAAAUAAGCUCUUCGGCUUCUUUCACUCUUGCCCUACUUUAUUUGCAUGCGAGGAGUAAUGACGACAUGAUAUCAUCUGUAUAAUAAUGUAGUGCACAGCGCACAAUAA
Boeremia exigua is the source of this 1461-nucleotide messenger RNA. RefSeq lists its product as uncharacterized. Lineage: Eukaryota; Fungi; Ascomycota; Dothideomycetes; Pleosporales; Didymellaceae. Bases 100 to 1359 code for a protein of 419 amino acids. The record is from RefSeq and is a predicted model, not a curated record. The transcript has a single exon.